Molecule: messenger RNA, 3412 nt
Organism: Dreissena polymorpha
Lineage: Eukaryota; Metazoa; Mollusca; Bivalvia; Myida; Dreissenidae
Product: RNA-binding protein 34-like
Exons: 12
Coding region: 143-2416 (757 amino acids)
Molecular function (GO): RNA binding
Source: RefSeq, a predicted model, not a curated record
AGUAUAAAAAAUGUGUAUUCUCAGAUUUUAAUAAAAUACAAUAAUUUCGUCCAAUGGACACAUGUUUUGUGCGUGCUUGUUAAAAAAGUUGUUUUACUCAUCUACUUAUUUUGGGAGAUUUGCGUAUUAAUAACAUACAGGAAUGGCUGACUAUAAAGUUGGAGAUUUAUCAAAACUGUUGUCUUCCUCCUCUGCACCUCCUGAACCAACAGCCGAUCUGUUCUCAAAGAAACAAGUAGAGAAGUUAUCAAAAAAAGAUGCCACGCAACCCAAGAAUCAGAAGGAAAAGACAAAGAAAAAACUGUAUGGGGCUGAAUUGAGAUUGAAAAAGCUUAAAAACAAAGUUCAGCAAGAUGGAAAAAGAAAACUAGAAGAAGACGAUGACACUAAAACUACUAAAAAGAAAAAGAAACAAAAAGUAUCAGACGUGACUGCUGCCAAUAAGGGGGCUAGUAAUGGGACAGUCAAUGCUGCACCUGGGUUUUGUCCCCCCGCCGGAAUAGUGCACGAAUCGUUGGUAAAGAAAGCUAAGAAAAGGCCUCUUGAAGACCCUGUUGAUGACGAGGCAGCGCCGCAGAAGAAAUCUCUUCCAGAUAUCUCUCAGACAAACAAGGUGGCACGUAAACGAAAAGAUCGACUUGCCAAACCUACCAUGGGUCAAACCAUCUUUGUUGGCAACAUAUCACUUAAAACCACGAAAAAGCAAUUGGAGAAGUUGUUUGGACAAUGUGGGGAGGUGGAGGCUGUCCGAUACAGAUGUGUGCCAGUCAAGGAUCCCAACAUGCCUAAAAGAGUAAUUGCCAUAAAGAAAGAGUUCCACCCUGGUCGCCACAACUGUGUCAGCUUUGUGCGGUUCAAGGAGGCAGAGUCAGCCAACAAGGCACUGGCAUUGAACGGUCAUGAGUUGAACGGUCUUCACAUACGAGUGGACUUGGCUGAUAAAGCAAAGACAGGGAAGGAAGAAACAAAGAACUCUGUGUUCGUGGGUAAUCUGCCGUUUGACAUAGAAGAGGAGACAGUGAGGAAGCAUUUUGAGGACUGUGGAGACAUACGCAAUGUGCGACUGAUCAGAGACAAGAAGACCUGCCUAGGGAAGGGGUUUGGAUACGUGAACUUUGAAGAUGCUGAUGCUGUUAGCUUUGCCCUCAAGUUGAAUGGCAUGAUGUUGAGAGGUCGUGAACUCAGGGUCAUGACCUGUACCAAGGACACUGGCAGUCAGAAGUCAGAGGUCAAAAAAAAGGAAAAGAAAAAGGAAAAAUCUCCUAAAAAGGAGAAGAAACCAAAAGUAAAGAAGGACAAACAGGCAUCCGAUAAAAUUGCCUUCCAAGGGGAGGAGUCUAAAGUGAAGAUGAAAAAGAAACUGAAAAAAUCUCACACAGAAAAAAUCAAGGUUCCCUUCAACACAAAACCAAAGGAAUCUUUGACGGUGAAUAUCCAGUCAAUGAUUGAUAGUGAAAUGAAGAAAGUAAACAAAGCAAAACAAAUAGAGGACAAAAGUGACAAUAAGCCCAAAGGGUUGAGUAAUCCAGGAAAGAAAGAAAAGAAGCAAGGCAAGAAAACAGUGGACAUUACAGUAGCAGAUAAAAUGCCCAAACAUAAGAAAUUUGAUGAGAGUGGUAAUAAAUCUGAAAUAUCCAAUUCUAACAAAGAAAGUGGAAUAAGUACCGGUAUACAAAAGGCCAAACCUGGACUUAACAAAUCACUAUCUGAAAAAGUUACUGACAAGAAAGACGCUACUGAUAAGGGAAAUACGAGUUUUGCAGGACUUGGAACAAAGGUAGAGAAAAGUGUUGGACCAAAAGGUUUAAACAAGUCAGUUAAAGCAGAGAAAAAGCAAUUAACUACUAAUAAUCCUAGGCAGUCAGGGGAAAGCUUUGGGAAUAAUAUUUCUGAAGAAAAUAAAUCAUUUAACGGAAACAAGUCAUUUGAUGGAAUCAAAGGGAAUAAGCCAUUCAAAAGAAAUCAAUCGUUUGAUGGAAAAGUAGGGAAUAAGCCAUUUCAAAGCAAUACAUCUUUCCAGGGAAGUAAGUCAAUUGAUGGAAACAGAGGGAAUAAGACAUUUCAGGGAAAUAAAUCUUUUCAAGGCAAUAAGUCAUUUGAUGGAAGUAGAGGGAGUAGGCCAUUCCAAGGUAAUAAUUCUUUUGAUGGAAAUAAAGGGAACAAGCCAUUUCAUGGAAAUAAACCUUUCCAAGGUAAUAAAUCAUUUGAUGGUAACAGAGGGAGUAAACCAUUCCAAGGAAAUAGAUCAUUUGAUGGAAAUAGAGCAAAUAAGUCAUUUCAAGGAAAUAAACAAUUCGGUGGACAGGGAAACAAAUCAUUUGGUGGGGACAGUAGUUUUGGGAAGAAACCUUUUAUCGCUGGUCUCAAAAGUCCAAGUCUGGCUCAAGGGUCUGGAAAGCAUAUUAAGUUUGAUUAGUGGUCAGAAAUCUUAAAAACUAUUUUUUCCAUGCAAAUGCAUAUAAAUGUGCAUCUAUGUCAUGAGCGUCUCAUCAGUAAAGAGCUAAGAUUGGCGAUAAUUGGGUUGCAGAAUAGAUGAACUCGUGUAGUGAUGUAUUGAUCACUGUUAAUCUAUUUCCUGAAGGUAAGAAAAAAAAAACAAGAUCCAUUCAACUUUUCCUACUGGUCACUGCUAUUAUAUAAGCUUGCCUUUUGAGAGCAUGUGCAAGUUUUGAAUACGUUGACUUGAGACAGACCAAUCAAAUUGCUUUCAUGUUUAGAAAUAGUUUUUAAAGCUUGAUAUUUAAGCCUUACAAACUGUAUUGGAGUCACUAUGUCUGUGUGUCAUUAAGUCUGUACGCAAAAAAUGUUUGUUGAGUUUACCAUUUCCACACUUGUAAAACUAUUGAUCUGAAAUUUGAUAUAUAUCAUCACCAUGAGGUUUAGAUGUCCAAUACACUAUUUUGGUAUGUAGUGAUCAUGACCAUAAUUUGUUCAAAUGCAAGACACAAUUUUCAUGUGAAGUGAUCCUUUUUAGAGUAAACAGAUCCCUUUGAGAAUAAACUAAUGUAACAACCUCAGGCCAUGUCCUAUAAAUGAUCAGAAAACCAAUUGCAGUUAUGACCCAUUUUUAUGCUCAUAAAAUAAAGGAUGUAUUACAUGUAGAUACAUAAAAGAAAUAAAAUGAUUACUGAUUGAUGUUUGGACUGUGUAAGUUCACUCUUUAGAAAUUGCGUUGUAAAUUGAAAUUUAUUGUAGUACGUGUUAUAAAACGGGCUCCUAUUUUGUUAGAAAGUAGUUUUUGCUGUUUUUGUUAAAAUGAUAAAAAGUUAAUAUGAAACGUUUGUGUAAUUGUCAUAUGAAGCUAAAUUAAUGAGAAUUGCCUUAAGAUGAGGAACACAUAGAAGGAAACAGAAGAUUAUUUGUUAUAACAUAUUUUGUCUUGUAUGUUUCUUUAAAUAAAUGAUAAAGUUGU